UCCAACGGUCAGAACAACGUUCAUUCCGUUACUAUCAAGUAAAACAUAACGGUCACAUCUACACUCUCUUUACUACAACACACUUUCUCUCUCUUUCUCUCAUCAACCCUUGCUGAUUCAUUCUUCUUCUUCUCGCCCUCUCUCUGGUCUGAUCAAUGGAACCCGCGAAAAUUGAUUGGAAGAAUCUAGAAUGGAACUUCACUGUUGAUGAACUCUACGAACACCUCAACGCACCCAAGUUUGUUGACUUCUUGUCCCUCAAUCACAACAACAACAACAACAAUGAUGAUGAUGAAGCUUGGUUUUGCAAACCUGAUUGCAACCAUCCUAAAACAGCAGAGGAUUUUCUCAGAUCACCAAGUCCGUUCAAGGCUAGAAGUCCAUUUUAUUUAUCAGAGAAUCUUCCAAGUGGUGACCAAAAUAGAAGAGAUGGGAAGAUCAAGAGGAGGGUUCCACCCCUUUCAUCAUCUUCUCCCCAAGAUGAUAAAUUCAGAUUCAACCUAGAUAUGGAAAACCAAAACCCGAAUUUGGUUACUCCUCAAUUCAAGUCGAUGAAGUCUUUGAUCAAGUCAAGUGAAGAGAAGAAGAAGCUAGUUGAUGAGACAUUGCAGGACAAUAAUAAGGCGGUACCUUCAUUGAAAUCAACUCUUUCCGCGAAGAACUUGUUUUUGAGACGGCCUAUUUUGAAUCAAAUCACAGAAUUCUGCAAUGAAUUGAAGAGAUUGGCAUUAAGAGCUAGGGAAAGAGAAGAUGCUGAAAAUUUGAAUCCAAUAGAGAGUAAAGAAGAGGUUGUUGUGCAUGAGAAGACCCCGCCGGUUAAAGCUUUGGCAGAAAGGAAACCACUGCUUGAAAUGGGCAAGGCUGAAAGAUCGGAGGGGAUGUGUAUUAAAGGGAAGCUAAACAUAAAGAAAAGACCCGAUGAGGCAGAAAACAUGCCUAUAACUCUUGACUUGGAGAAUGUAAGACAAAAGAGGGAAAAUGGCUUACAACAAAUUCGGACAAACCCUCCUUCUCCUCAGUGCUUCUCUGCUGGACUCAUCAAAACUAACCCUUCAAAGGGUUCCAAAUCCCGGUUAAUGGAAAGAGGAAUACUUGAAGAAGUUGUGCAAAACAAGGAAGUUGCAAAGGACGGACCAGCACAAAACAGCAAAAGUGUUACUAUAAUUGAUGGAAGAGAAACAAAAGCUUUGGACAUGUUUUGGUUCUUCAAGCCUUGCACAACAAUGUCAAGCUAAAUCUCGUUGAAAUUAAUCAGGCUCAAAAGUGAUUAAUUAUAAAUUCAUUCAUUCUUUCAUUUGUUUUCUACAUUACUAUGUCUAUAAUGUAUUCAUUGAUACAAGAAUCUGAAACUGAUGAUUCAUUACACCUGUACUAUUGAACCUAAAUUUUGUCAAUAAAUUGUUACCUUCAUUUGCCUGUGACUUA
Molecule: messenger RNA, 1425 nt
Organism: Trifolium pratense (red clover)
Lineage: Eukaryota; Viridiplantae; Streptophyta; Magnoliopsida; Fabales; Fabaceae
Exons: 6
Coding region: 156-1235 (359 amino acids)
Source: RefSeq, a predicted model, not a curated record